GAGUCUUUGUUGACGUUUGCUUAAAUGCGUGGAACAGGAUAUGUUGCUCAGUCCUAUCUAUUUCAUUGGAAAUUAUCAUAAAUCUAAACUCCAACUAGAUCAACAAGCACCGAGAUGGCCUCAGAUUGGGAGGAAAUUAAACGGCUUGCAGCUGACUUCCAGAAGGCACAGCUUUCUACGAGUUUGCAAAGAUUGUCGGAAAGGAACUGUGUGGAGGUGGUUAGUCUGCUCAUCGAGCGGGGUUUGAUCGAUGUGAUUUAUACCACAGAUGGCAAGGAAUAUUUGACGCAGGCUCAUCUGGCACAAGAAGUCAAAGAUGAACUGUUUGUUCGAGGUGGUCGCGUUAAUUUGGUAGACUUGGCCAAAGCGCUGAAUGUGGACUUUGAAAAGGUUCAGCGUGUGGCGGAAUAUGUUAUUUCGGAGGAUACGACAAUUAAGUUUAUUCUAGGUCAAUUGUUAGAUGAGACCUAUGUGGAGCGAGUUGCUUCCGAAAUCAACGAGAAGUUGUCCCAAUCCGGAGAAAUCAAUGUGGCCGACCUGACGGUUCACUAUGAUCUGCCAGCGGACUUCAUACUAAACAAUAUUAUGCUUAAGCAUCUGAACAGAAUUAUCAUGGGAAGACAAGACUCGGCGAAUGCCAAUAUCUUUUUCACGCAAUUGUAUGUUUCGAGGACCAAAGCAAAACUCAGAGGUGCAUUGGCCGCAAUAACCAAACCUACACCGGUUUCUGCAAUUCUUUCCCAAAGUGGGAUACCGGAAAGGCUGUUCAACAUGUUAAUAAAUGAAGUUUCAGUAUCAGGAAGUGUACCAUCGAAAUCUCCAAACGCUCAGUACAUUCCACAUGUUUACAUAAAGAUGCAGUCGGAGUGGGUUCGGAAUUUUUAUCGUCACAACGGAUAUUUGGAGCAUGAUUCGGUAGCUGGAUUGGGUGUAUCAGAUGUUAGAAAUUUCAUCGUUAAACAGCUGCCCAAUGAGAAGAUAGUUCAUUUGAAAAAGUGUAGCGUUGGAGAGAAGAUUAUCGAUAAUAUAACUUCAUCGCUGGAUGAAUGCAUUUCUUCCAACUCUUAUUUGGACAUUUCAACCAUACUGCCAUCGAAUAUGAGUGAUGAAGACACUGAACAGCUUAUUUCUAUCGUUCUAACGCCUGCGAAGCUCAAGCAAACCAUAAUUUUUGGAAACGUUAUACUUACAACCAAAUUCAUCGACGGUCUCAUCAAGCCCUGUUAUGAUAUUGCACAGGAAAAUGCUAGACAAUCUGUGGGUAAUGGUAGUUACCAGCAGUACAUGGCUGAGAAGCUUAUGAAGCAUCAGGAUGUGUCCGAAAAGGACACGUUUGGGAACGACGGCAAAGUGGACAAACGCGAGGAUCGCAGAAAAAAAGCUGCUGGCGGGAAAGGCGGUGGUGGCACCCAGGGGCGUGAGACGAAGACCAAGUCCACCAAGAAGCAUACUCGAAGCCAGAAGGGUAACGUUUCUGAUUCGGAUGAAGACAUGUCAACAGGUUAUGUGACGAAGAAAGGCUCCAAAGAGGCCUCCAUUGAACUGAUCACAACGAAGGAAAUCGCCAAGGUUUUGGAGAGCGGUUUGGAACCGGAAGGAUUGGAAGACCUUUCGAAACAGUUGGCCCAGCAUUACUAUCCGCAGCUGACCAAACACGCGUUGGCAAAAGCUCACGAGUUGUACGAAAUUUCGCUCCAUCAGAACAGCCAGAACCGUCGACAAACGCAUGCUAAUUUCCAGGAUAAGCUGAACAAUCUUUACAACGACAUUCGUUUGUACGAGAAAGGUAUUAAGCUGCUUCCGGCUAGCAUCCAGCCGCAGUUGGUGAAAUAUUUACUGAAAUCCCUUGGUACGGACUUUUGCAACGAAAUUUUCUUCUACGUUGCUGCCGAAUGUAACCUCAAUAGCAAUGGGGCAACCCUCACGGUUGAGCAGCGCAAUAAAAUCACCCAAGACUGCAGCCAGGAGUACAGGGCGACAUUGCAGAAGUUGAACAAAGCAAUUGCCGCCAGUGCAUCUAUCGAUGAUUUUCUCGAAGUCGCGGAAUCAUCUCUCCAAACGUGCAGUAUGAUACUGAAGAAGAUAGACAAGAAGAAGGAUAGGAACGUAAUUCUAUGUCACAAGCACGGUUUGCUCGAACAACUAUCGAAUUGCACGGAUCCGGCGCUGGUGCUGCAUUUGACUGUAUUGGUUGUCUUCACAGUCACCACUCAGAGCAUGUUACACGCUUCCGGUCGACACGUGUCUGCUCUGUUGAGUUUCUUGCAGCCACAUUUUAGUCAAGAGCAAACACAAGUUCUAACGAAUUAUCAUGAUCUAGUCAUGAAGCUUCUAAGUGCGGAAAAUGCUUCUGGUGAUAACAAGCCGGACGUUGAUUCGAUCACAAAGCAACUGGAGGCUUUAACUCCGGUAGUUCGAGAUGUUGCUGUUAACUUCAAGAAAUCCGGUUUGACUAGCGCCGAAUAAGUCGUGCGGGCGCCCGUAGCUAUAUAUUUGUGCCUCUAUUAAAGAAAAGUUCGAUAACUGCUUUUCGCUGUUUCAAUAAAUUGUGGUUUUCAAUCA
Molecule: messenger RNA, 2562 nt
Organism: Toxorhynchites rutilus septentrionalis
Lineage: Eukaryota; Metazoa; Arthropoda; Insecta; Diptera; Culicidae
Gene: Ufl1
Product: E3 UFM1-protein ligase 1 homolog
Exons: 5
Coding region: 115-2466 (783 amino acids)
Biological process (GO): response to endoplasmic reticulum stress; regulation of proteasomal ubiquitin-dependent protein catabolic process; protein K69-linked ufmylation
Cellular component (GO): endoplasmic reticulum membrane
Molecular function (GO): UFM1 ligase activity
Source: RefSeq, a predicted model, not a curated record